Molecule: messenger RNA, 2403 nt
Organism: Lolium perenne
Lineage: Eukaryota; Viridiplantae; Streptophyta; Magnoliopsida; Poales; Poaceae
Product: probable WRKY transcription factor 2
Biological process (GO): regulation of DNA-templated transcription
Molecular function (GO): sequence-specific DNA binding; DNA-binding transcription factor activity
Source: RefSeq, a predicted model, not a curated record
AAAAGAUCAAUAAUCCGCGGGAAUGGCCGUUGUACAGAGCACAUGUUGGGUUUCUAGAAGAGAUGGGGCAAAUUUAGCGGCGAAGACGACACGGCCAGCAGCUCCGCAGCUCGGCGCACGAAAUUUCGAGCCCAUCACCGCCCCCUAUCCUCCCCCAGCCAACUUCUCGACCCUUCUCUCCGCCGCCCCCUAUAUCUCCGCCCUCGGAGGAAAAAAAAAAACAAUCAAGAACACGCAGAUAGAGGAACACACAGCACCUAUCAGUAUUCAGCAGUGAGCCUGCUGAUUUAGGGCGUAAUAACAAACAGAUUCCCCUUUGUUCUGCCGCACACGGAUCCCGUCCAUUCCCGUUAUUCUCUGCCAGAUUUUUUCUUGCCUCUGUUCAUAUUCUUGGUUUUGCUGGUAGAAGAGGAGAAGGGAUCAAGCCACUUAAGCCUAAGACUCUACAGUUGUUAGCGCAAUGACCAGCAACAGACGUGGAGCAGUAAUGGAGGAUUGGAUGCUUCCCACACCCAGCCCAAGGACACUAAUGUUGAGCCUUUUCAAUGAUGAUCUCAGCUCUGACGCUUUCUCUGAUGUUUUCGGUGACGGCGGCAGCGACAAACCCCAGGAUGGAAUCGAGAGGAGCAAUGCUUUUGUUGAUUUGAGCCAGGGAGAAUCUUCUCAAGUUGAAAGGGCCCCUCUACAUUUUGAACCAAACCUGCUUGGUUCUAUUCAGGAAUCAAGCCCAAAUAAUGACAAUCUUGCAGAAAAGAAUGGUUUUUGUGGCCUCAAGAUCGACACUUCCCGUGUCGGUUAUUCCGCAUCAAUUCGCUCUCCUAUCAUGAUUCCAGCCGGCGUGAGCCCAAGGGAACUUCUUGAGUCGCCGGUGUUUCUUCCCAACGCCAUUGCACAACCUUCUCCUACCACUGGCAAAUUGCCAUUUCUGAUGCGUACUAAUGCUAGACCAACAACACCGUCAGUCCAUAAGAAAGCUCAAGACCUAUCAUGCGAUGAUCAUACUUUCUCCUUUAAGCACAUUGUGAGGUCUAAACCACCUUGUUCUUCAAUUCUGGACAAGGGUUCCAGUGUUAUUAAUCAAAAUGAUCCAUCAGCAAGCGACAGGGAUCACCGUCCCGAGAAAGAGCUAGAAGUUGGCGAGGGAAACAGAGAUGGCGACUAUUCUUCAGCGCCGAUAAUUACCCAUGCUGAGGAUGGAUAUAAUUGGAGGAAAUAUGGAAAGAGGCAAGUGAAGAACAGUGACCAUCCAACGAGCUACUACAAAUGCACUCACCAAAAUUGCCCUGUCAAGAAAAAGGUGGAGCGCUGCCAAGAUGGUGAUAUAACGGAAAUAGUCUACAAAGGUUCUCACAAUCACCCUUUACCGCCUCCCGACAGCCGGCCAGGUGGCCCAGAGAAUGUCCCAGAUGACCACUUCCAGGAUGUGCAUGGUGAAGUUCUUGGGACAAAGCUAUCUGUUUCUCUCAACACGGAAGAACCUGUAGACACAUCUGUUACAGAGGCCCGAGAAACUAUCGAUAUCUCGCCAACACCCUCAAGUGAGGAUGCCGACCAAAUCCAAAAUCCAAAAGAUGGGGAUGAAGAUGCGACCAAAUCCAAAAGAAGAAAGAUGGAUUCUGCCACUCCAGCCACUGCUAUCAAUACUAUAGACAUAGCGGCUCUGACGUGGACAGCUGUUCGAGAGGCCCGCGUCGUUGUGCAGACCACAAGUGAUGUCGACAUCCUUGACGAUGGGUACCGUUGGCGCAAGUAUGGGCAGAAAGUUGUUAAAGGAAAUCCAAAUCCAAGGAGCUACUACAAAUGCACCCACCCGGGCUGUACGGUGCGCAAGCAUGUUGAGAGAGAGUCGAACGAUCUGAAGUCCGUGAUCACGACAUACGAGGGCAAGCACACCCAUGAAGUUCCAGCAGUCAGGCAUCCAAGCUCCGGGCCUGGUGUUGUGCCACCAGCCAUGCCGCAGCCUAAUAGUGGCAUUCACCGGAGGCCAGAACCGGCACCAGGCAGCCUCGCCCCGUUCGGCGGCGCCGCUGCUGCUGCUUUUGGCUCACCUGGUCAGUUGGGUCAAGCAGCCGGCUUCUCCUUCAGAAUGCUUCCAAAUGGCAUGGUGGUUCCGGUACCGGCUUUGGGGAUUUUGGUGCCGGUGCAGAUGGCUGGCCGUCCACCGGCAAUGCAGGGCUACACAAGGCCUGUGCUGCAGACAGGGGAGGCGAACGUGAAUCCGGCGGCACGGCCUGUCUUGCCAGCAGCAAAUGCAAAUGGCCCGGUAGCUUACCAACAGCUGAUGGGCAGGUUGUCUCAGGAUCAUCAACUGUAAACAGCAGGAAGAUGAGACAUGAAAAAAAAGGCCCCAUGUAUGUGAAACAAAUUUGGUUUUAUUCUCAUGCUCUUCCAUGUGGCUAUCUU